AUGUUUUUAGCAGCUUCAAAGGAGUUAACCCUUUUAACUUCGUGUCUGACUUCGCAUGGCACAGAAUGGCGAUUCAAUCCACCAGGUGCGCCGCACUUUGGAGGAAUUUGGAAUGCAGCAGUGAAGUCAGCAAAACACCACCUUCAGCGAGUCAUCGAGGAUACUACACUCACAUAUGAAGAAAUGAACACAGUUCUGGUUCAGGUAGAGGCCUGUUUGAAUUCAAGACCUCUUCAGUCUAUGUCCGAUGAUCCUGAUGAUCUAACGGCUCUUACCCCAGGUCCUUUUUUGAUUGGAGAAUCUCUCAACAGUAUCCCUGAGCCAAGGUACAUUGAAAUUACCUCAAAUCGCUUAUCUCGAUGGCAAUUGUUACAGGAAAUGCCAUGGUGA
Belonocnema kinseyi is the source of this 390-nucleotide messenger RNA. RefSeq lists its product as uncharacterized. Bases 1 to 390 code for a protein of 129 amino acids. The transcript has a single exon. Lineage: Eukaryota; Metazoa; Arthropoda; Insecta; Hymenoptera; Cynipidae. Gene Ontology annotation, molecular function: nucleic acid binding. The record is from RefSeq and is a predicted model, not a curated record.